CGAUGUAAUCAGUCUUGCUUAGCUAGCUUGAAGGUUCAGGUCGUUCAGGGCUAUUUGAAGAAACACUGUGGUUUGAAAAGGGCACGACAGCAGCGCCAUCUUCUUUAGGGAAAGAAAAAAUGGAGGACAAAGAGAAAUAUUCGCCGAAACGCUUUAAACGUUCAAGAUCUGAGAGUGAAGAAGAUGUUGAAGUCGAGGAUCGAGUGAGUGUUAUUCAACAGCGAAAACAAAACCAAGAAGAACUCGAAGUGAGAGAGGAUAAGCAAAGUAGUGACUACUACUGUCGGAAAGGACCUUCUCUUUCCGAAAAUUCAAUCAGUAAUAUCCUAAAAGUCGUAUCACUUCAAUCGUUUUCUAGUUCCCCGCGCUUGGCACCGAGUGAAGCUCUAAAUGGUCACCAAACAACAAGAAGUUUUGGUUGUCGUUUGAAUGGUUCUGACUCCCCGCCUCCAAGGAGCAACGGUGAAAGUUCACCGAGUAGCGAAGACUCAGUAGGUACCAGUUACCGUCCUGCUCCCGUCCUUCCCUCAAGAAAUUCGUCAAGGAAAUCUUCCUCUCGAGGUAAAAGGGGAGAAAAGGCGAAUAAUCCACCAAAAGAUGAAAAGUAUUGGGAGAAAAGAGUCCGGAACAAUGCUUCUGCUAAGCGCUCAAGAGAUGCAAGGAGAGUUCGAGAACUCGAAUGCCAAAUUAGAUCCGAAUAUAUGGAGGACGAAAAUCGAAAGCUAGAAGAUGAAAACAAACUGCUCAGAGAAGAGAACAUGACACUUUUGAAGAUGAUAGAGGAGCUAAAAUCACGCGAUUGAUAUAAAGUUGUCAAGCCACCUCGCUGUUGUUUUGGUUUGUAUAUGUACCUUAUAUCCGAGGACAACGAACUCUGAACUCUGAAUCAAUCAAAUUUAUAUAUAAUUAUGCUUUUACUGAACUGGAUCGAUAUCGCUUAUUUUUCAACAGUAAGUUUAGAAGAAUUGUUCGAGGAAUAUUUGAACUAACUAUGUGUUUACACUGUGACGUAAUCGUUCUACGAUCAUCAAAAUCGUGCACGAAAUCAUAGCAUUCAGUUAUUUGGAACCCUGAUUUUCUCCAAAUACGCGAUCAGUGGUAGAAUUUUUUACCAUAAUGUUUUUCUUUGUGGAAAACGACUUUUCAAGUCAGUAAUAUAUAGUAUUUUAUUACUAAACAGUCGUCAGCGACAUGUCCAGCCAAGUGUUACAUGAUUAACAUAUGGAAUAUGUCAUUCCCUCUUAAGAAUCAUGAAUGGUUAGCUAGAUCACAGAUUUUUAUUUGCUUAUCAUGCUCUCUAAGUUUUUAUUUUAUUCUAUAUUAUUUUUCGGACCGUCUUGGAUUUGAGGUAGCCAGUAUUUAUGAGUGCUUUGUUCUACUUUCGUGUUAUGCUGGUGUACCUUACUAAAAUAGUAUCGUGUCAACACGAUCAACCUCUGUAUUCCACACAUGCAUGGUGAUCAACUCGAUUGAGUGUGUAUAUUCUCUAGCUAAGGGUCACAUUUAAUAUGAAUCGUAGCCUUUUUAGAAACGAAAUAGUAUAAAAAUGCAUAUUGGUUACUCCCAAUGCAUUUUUUCCAUUUCAAUUCAGUUGAUUGCGUUUAUUUGGUGGACAGAAGAUAAUCAUUGUUGAUUGAUAAGCUUGUUAAAGCACGGAGCUUAUAUGCUACCACUAAAAAUCAUUAUUCCAAUGUUUUCUUAGAGAAGUCUUAAUAUAUUUAAUAGAGAGAAUUUUUGCUUUUGUCUUUGAAGCAUGAAUUUGUAUGCCUUCAUAAUAACCGUUCCAUUUUUAGAGUUUCAAUUCUUUAAAUCAAUAUAAUGGUCAUUGCAAUUGUAGGUAUUACGUAACACAUAUGUCAAAAAAAUAUGAAAAUUUACAAAUGUGAAUCUUGUAAAUGUACAAAUUUUAGGAUUAUGAGUCAUCGGCUUAUAAUCUAUGAGUGUGAAUAAUAUUAUUCUAUUCUAUUAUGACUGAUUUUACUUAUAUGGAGUGUACGGGUUUUUUUACAUUUAUGUACAGAAUAAACUACUUGAUGGAUUGUCA
This is a messenger RNA of Actinia tenebrosa (Australian red waratah sea anemone), 2044 nucleotides long. RefSeq lists its product as uncharacterized. Lineage: Eukaryota; Metazoa; Cnidaria; Anthozoa; Actiniaria; Actiniidae. Gene Ontology annotation, molecular function: RNA polymerase II cis-regulatory region sequence-specific DNA binding; DNA-binding transcription factor activity, RNA polymerase II-specific. Gene Ontology annotation, biological process: regulation of transcription by RNA polymerase II. The record is from RefSeq and is a predicted model, not a curated record. Gene Ontology annotation, cellular component: nucleus.